AUGGAGGCGAUGCGUUCCACCGGCUUCGCUACGGUCAAACUAAGGUUCCAAAUUUUAGGACAUCUGGGUUAUGACUAUGGAUGGGUUGCAAACUGGAUUGCUCAGUGGCAACAUGUCUCUCAACCUGGAGUUCCCCCCUUUUUGGCAAACUGCGAAAACAGAGAAGAGAGAUGUUCAGACAAGUUGCCUUUCAGAAAAGAGGCGCUAAAGGGUUGA
Messenger RNA from Prunus armeniaca (apricot), 216 nucleotides. Lineage: Eukaryota; Viridiplantae; Streptophyta; Magnoliopsida; Rosales; Rosaceae. The record is from the annotation of a GenBank genome assembly.